Messenger RNA from Cotesia congregata, 1686 nucleotides. Lineage: Eukaryota; Metazoa; Arthropoda; Insecta; Hymenoptera; Braconidae. The record is from the annotation of a GenBank genome assembly.
AUGGAUACUGAAAAUGAGCAAGAAACUGUUAAUGAAGUGGAUUAUUACACUUUUUUAAAUGUAUCCAGAAAUGCAACUCCUGAAGAAAUUCAGCAAGCGUACAGAAGACAAAGUAGACUUUACCAUCCAGAUAAACAUGUGGAUCCAAUUUUGAAAAAAAAAGCCGAAGUUUUAUUUAGUCGCACUAAUAAAGCAUAUGAAGUUUUAAGUGAUCCACACCAAAGAGCAAUCUACGACUCUCUAGGGGUCCGCGGAUUAGAAACCCAAGGAUGGGAAAUAGUCCAACGCACAAAAACACCCCAAGAAAUUAGAGAAGAGUAUGAGCGCAUCGCUAAAGAACGGGAAGAAAGACGACUAGAGCAGCGGACAAACCCUAAGGGUAACGUUACUGUCUUUAUAAACGCCACAGAUAUUUUUAAUAAGUAUGACGAAGACUAUGAAAUCAAUGAUGGAAUAUUGGGAGGCAUCGAAGUCAGCGGCAUGUCAUUCCAGCAGUCGAUUGAAGCCCCCCUGACACUAAAAGACACUUUGACCCUCUACGGACAAGUGGAUGCUGAAAAUGGUACCGGGGUAGGAUCGAUAAAUGUCGCUGCCAGAAGAACUCUGUCAUCUAAAAGCUGGAUGGAGUUUGAUGUUGGAGCCGGAAAUGGUCCUGUCGCGACUGUCAAAUUCUAUCGUUCUCUUACACGUCGAUUAUUUUGUACCGGCGCGACUAUCUUGCAAUUCAAACAAGAUGAAAUAAGAUCCGGAUUAGUUGGAUCUCUAGGACUGCAGUUGGAUAAACAAAGCGUAGGAUACUUAACAUUUAAAUGCGGAAUUCAAAAUUCAAUGUCUACAAUGUUUGUUCGUGACACGCCAGAAUCUUACACCGCUUUUACUUUACAAUUUGGGUAUUUAAAUACGUUUGCCAGCAUUAGUUAUACUUAUAAAAUGGAAGAGAAAAAAAUGAAGCUACGAGGAACGUUAAAAGCUGGUACUCUCGGAGCUUACGUCGAAUACGGUGCUGAGAAAAAAGUAUCAAAACACAGCGCCUUGUCGGCGUCAGUCCGAGUCGGAGUGCCCAGUGGAGUCACGCUGAGAAUAAAAUUAAUCCGCGCCACGCAAACUUAUGUAUUCCCGAUUCACCUCUGCGAGGAAGUGUUGCCCUCGCCGAUAUUUUACGCCACCGUGGCGCCGCUUAUCACGUGGACUAUUGUAAAGAAAAUAAUCGUCGAGCCGAUGAUGAAGGAGCAGAAGGACCGCGAGAAGGAAAAGCAGAAGGAGUUGAACCGCGUUUGGACGCUGCAGAAGCAGAGAGAAGCCAAAGCCGCGGUGGAACUCAUGAUGGCUACUUUUAGCAGGAUCAGAGCCGACGAAGAGGCUAAACACGGGCUAGUCAUCACCAAGGCGCUUUACGGAAGGUUCGUUUUUUCUAACAGGCGCAAUAUUCCUCAGGAAAUUCUUGAUGAGGCCAGGGAUGAUGUUAUUGAUGUCACUAUUCCUUUGCAAUGUUUAGUUGUUAACUCGCGCUUAGUUCUUCAUGAAGCUUCCAAGAGUGAAUUACCUGGAUUUUACGACCCGUGUUUUGGAGAAGACAAACAAUUACUAUUACAAUAUUUAUUUCACAAACAAACUCAUGAGUGUCUUGUUAAAGAUAAUGAGCCUCUAAGAAUACCUCUACAAUCUCACCGAGUAAAUACUACUUGA